Mytilus californianus (California mussel) is the source of this 3001-nucleotide messenger RNA. RefSeq lists its product as uncharacterized. The record is from RefSeq and is a predicted model, not a curated record. The transcript is spliced from 4 exons. Gene Ontology annotation, cellular component: membrane. Bases 1039 to 2775 code for a protein of 578 amino acids. NCBI's taxonomy places the organism in Eukaryota, Metazoa, Mollusca, Bivalvia, Mytilida, Mytilidae.
AAAACAUCUGUAAGUCUCUGCACCAUACAGGUGUAAAGUACAUUAGGAAUUUUGUACAAGGUUAUUGUUGUUUGUAUCAUACAAAAACCUACCUUACUCUUUAUAAUACAGAAGUGUUUGAAAUGGAUUCAUUAAAAACAUAAUUAAAUAAGGUCACAGAAACAAAGAUAGCAGCACAAAAGUGUUUCAUUGAUAGAUACUGUUAAUUACAAAAACACAGCAGAAUUUUUUCUUCUUCAAUAAACCAUGCAAAGUUUGAUUGGAAAAGGUAAAAAACAAUGAAACAUUUGGAUACCAACUUAAUUCUGGACAUAACUUACUUAAAACUCAACAGAAUUAUAAUAUAUACUUAAAACAGAAUGGAAUUAUCGUAUAAAUUUUGAAAAAUGCAGAAGGAACAGAAAAAUGGAAAAGUUUACAUGAACUACCUGUGAGGGAGCUCAGCAUAUAAAAAAAAAGAAAAAGAAAAUUAUGUUUUAGUGUUCAAGUUCUAUAAAUAUCAAUGGAUAUACUAUUUUCUAUAGAGAAUAAACACCAGAGGAAUCAAGUUACUAUUAUAGCCAAUAUGUAACUCUGGAGAAUAGUAAAAUAAUGAUAUUGGAUCAUAAAACUAAAGCCAUUUCAUCAUAAACCUAUAAUCACAGGAAACACAUUGCCUGAUUGUCUAAUACCACCUGAUAGUCUAUGUGAACUGAUUCAUAAAGGUUAAUGGAACCGUGUGCAGGAAAUAUACAGAUAUAUAUGGAUUAAUCCUGUAUUUACGUAAUCUACUAUCGUCAUAACCGAUUUAAAACUACCUACAGAAAUGUAACAUCUAUGAAAUGGUGUAAAAUACAAGGUAGUACCUGAAAAAUCAAUGAUGGAUUGUUUUGCUUUAGUUUAUCAUCUGCUAGGAUAUAAUUAAUUUGUACAUAAUCAAAGACAUUUAAACGUAAUCGAUUUUCAUGAUUUUUAUGUUCAUUCCAUUGAUGAAUUUAGUACUGACACAAAUUCUAAGCAAAAAUCAAUAGCAGAUUAAAGAAACACAGAUUUUUAUAAAUGGGAUGUUUUGAUAUGCCCAGGAUCUCAGGCAUGCCUUAUUUAUUUCUUGCAUCACACAUUUUAAUGGUGCUUGUCAAUAAAAUGAAUGCCAUGACCAUUACAGAGACCAUUAUUUCCAUUGUUGACAUUAAAACCGACUCGUACACUCCAACACAAUCCUCUCUGACCAGAAUAAUCCACAGAAAUUCAAUCAAUCCAAAUACAACAUUCCAGCCUUAUCCUUAUUCCAUUUUUUCCGAUUUGAAUGGAACGUUCCAUUUUGACAUCAGCCCACCUUCAAUCAAUGAUUUGCUGGUAAAUUCCAAUCAGACUGUUAACUUCAGCUGCAAUGUCGACCAUCAAUUUCCUAAUGUGCUAAAUGACAGUAUUGGGAAUAGGAAUCUAAUACUGAAUAAUGACCAUCUAAAUACCUCACUGCUUGUCACCGUCACAUCUUCAGACCACAAUGUGGCUAGUAUUGUCUCCUAUCGCAUGGUACAGGGACGGAAACGACUCGUACGCACACCAAUACUACAGGAAACAAUAUCUAUGCAAGUAGAAUUGAAUAAUGACCAUAACUUUACAAUAGAGGCGAUGAAAAUUGGCUAUGUGACAUUUUUACUGACACUUUUAGAAUCUGAGAGCAUUGACAUGGCUAAGGCGGGCUAUUCUAAACAAUUGUCCUCCACAGAAUAUAAUGUGCAAGUUGUACGAGCAGAAAAAUUAGCAGAUUUUGUUUUUGACUGCAGUGCUGCUGCCGUAGCUAUUCUGAUUAGUUUUGGCAUAGGAUGUGUGACAGAUACAGAUAGUAUUAAAAAACAGCUAAAAUAUCCUGUGUCACUUCUAAUAGGAUUUUGUUGCCAGUUCUUACUUAUGCCUGUGCUUGCCUUUGGUAUUGCUAAAAUACUAAAUCUGGAGAGAAAUGUACAAUUUGGAUUGUUAUGUGUGGCAUGUGUACCAGGUGGUGGGUUUGGCCAUGUUGCUGUGAUAGUUAGUAAAUCUGAUCUUCCACUCAGCGUCACAAUGAAUCUCAUAAACAUUGUAGCCAUGCUUGGUACAGCUCCACUGUGGAUUUUUGUGCUGGGACAGUAUUUUCAGAGUAAUCAGGGAAUCAGAAUUAUUCCAAUAUAUAAUUUUGAAAUAUGGCUGGCAUCUAUAUUUUUUGCCUACACCGCUGGAUUGGUUAUAAACCGGUUUAAACCAGUUGUAGCAGAUGCAUUAAUGACAUGGAUAAUAAAGCCAUUCUUACUGCUUGCAACUAUUCUAUAUAUUACACUAGGAGUUUACAUCAAUAUGUAUGUCUUUGAUCCCGUGGACGGUUGGGCCUUUUUCGCAGCACUUCUGCUUCCACUGUGUGGAUUUAUCAUGGCGUAUGUUCUAGGCAUCAUAUUCAGGCAAAAAACAUCAUUUUGUCAAUCACUUGCAUUGGAAACAUCUAGUUUAAACUGCCUUAUUGUACUGGCAGCUAUAAGAUUUACGCUUCAGAAACCAGCGGCAGACUUAGCAUCAACUAUUCCAAUAUGGACAAUGUUUACUAUACCAGGACUGUAUGUAGUUUUGUCAAUUCUAAAUUAUAUCAAAUGUAGUUUAUGUAGUUUUUGUAAGAGCCGAAAAGAAGAAAAAUUUAGACAUUUUAGUAUUGCAUCUGGAAUAGUGAAUCAGGCAAAUAUGGCUGCUCUUUCAGCGCCAUUGUUUGUGACAGAAGUUACCGAUGAUGAACAGGCAUCAAUGAGUGAAAAAAUAACUGUUUUGUAGCAUUUAGAACUCAGUGAUGGAGAGUUCAUUCCCGUGGUUUGUUGCCACUAAUGCCAUAAAAACUGACCAUGUUUUUAUUCCUUCCUAUCAUGUUUUCUGUGAUUUUUACCAAAUAAAACAUUGUUUCUUACUUGACUUGUUCCAAGUACAAUAGUGAUAGUUAUCUGCCAAUAUCUGGUACUAUUUGUAUAGUUUUACUCAACAUAGUAAAGAAAGGUUAAAAUUA